Messenger RNA from Pyricularia grisea, 1938 nucleotides. RefSeq lists its product as uncharacterized. Gene Ontology annotation, biological process: GMP biosynthetic process. The coding region runs from base 161 to 1792 and encodes 543 amino acids. Gene Ontology annotation, cellular component: cytosol. NCBI's taxonomy places the organism in Eukaryota, Fungi, Ascomycota, Sordariomycetes, Magnaporthales, Pyriculariaceae. The transcript has 4 exons. The record is from RefSeq and is a predicted model, not a curated record. Gene Ontology annotation, molecular function: GMP synthase (glutamine-hydrolyzing) activity; GMP synthase activity; ATP binding.
AAAAAAUAUUUCUGGUGUCUCCUCCUAGUCGUACUUGUCUAGUUUCUCUUGCUUUUUCUUCAACAAGUGUUUAAUCCAAUAAAGCAUUUUUCCCCCCUGAACAAUUCUCUUAAAACAAAUUAGAUUUCUCAUCAAUCAUAUACCCUUCAGCGUAAAGAAAAUGUCUUCAACAACUGAGCAGGCGGCCGCGCCUCACCAAACAUACGACACCAUCCUCACUCUUGACUUUGGCUCACAAUACACUCACCUCAUCACGAGGAGGUUAAGAGAAUGCAACGUCUACAGUGAGAUGCUGCCAUGCACAACCAAGCUCUCGGACUUGACAUGGAAGCCCAAGGGCAUCAUCCUAUCUGGAGGUCCCUACUCCGUCUAUGACAAGGACGCCCCGCAUGCCGACCCGGCUUUCUUUGACCUCGGAGUCCCCGUGCUGGGUAUCUGCUACGGUCUCCAGGAGCUGGCUUGGCGUCUGGGCAAGGACAAUGUCGUGGCUGGCACUGAGCGCGAGUACGGUCACGCCGACCUUACGCCGCAGAAGAACAGCCAGGCCGAAAAGCUGUUCAACGGUAUGGGAGACGACUCUCUCCAGGUUUGGAUGAGCCACGGCGACAAGCUCAGCCAGCUGCCCACCGGAUUCCAGACCAUUGCGACCACCACAAACUCUCCAUUUGCCGCCAUCGCCCACGAGUCCCAGCCCAUCUUUGGUGUGCAGUUCCACCCAGAGGUGACUCACACCCGCCGCGGCCUGGAUCUGCUGCGCAACUUUGCCGUCGGUAUCUGCGGCGCCCAACAGAACUGGAACAUGCACAACUUCAUCGAGCAGGAGAUCGCUCGCAUCCGGAAUCUGAUCGGUGACAAGGCUCAGGUUAUUGGUGCCGUAUCGGGUGGUGUCGAUUCUACUGUUGCCGCUAAGCUGAUGAAGGAGGCCAUUGGCGACAGGUUCCACGCCGUGCUCGUGGACCAAGGUGUCAUGCGUCACAAUGAGUGUGCUGAGGUCAAGAAGGCCCUCCAGGAUCACCUUGGAAUCAACCUUACGGUCGCAGAUGCUUCGGAGCGGUUCCUUUCGGGUCUCAAGGGAGUCGAGGACCCUGAGCAGAAGCGCAAGUUCAUCGGUAACACCUUCAUCGACAUCUUCGAGGAGGAGGCCAUCAAGAUCGAGAAGGCAGCCGAGAACACGCCCAACGCCGGCAAGGUCGAAUGGUUCUUGCAGGGAACCCUGUACCCAGAUGUCAUCGAGUCCAUUUCCUUCAAGGGACCGUCUGCCACCAUCAAGACCCACCACAACGUCGGUGGCCUUCCCAAGAGGAUGAUGGAAGGCCAGGGCCUGAGGCUGAUCGAGCCCCUGAGGGAGCUUUUCAAGGACGAGGUCCGUGCCAUGGGCCGGGAGCUCAAGAUCAACGAGGAGCUCGUCAUGAGGCACCCUUUCCCUGGACCUGGCAUUGCCAUUCGUAUCCUGGGAGAGGUUACCCGCGAGCGUGUUGAGAUCGCCCGCAAGGCCGACCACAUCUUUAUUAGCAUGAUCAAGGAGGCUGGCAUCUACAACGAAAUCAGCCAGGCGUAUGCCGCGCUUGAUACGAGCAGGGCAGUUGGUGUCAUGGGUGACAAACGUGAGUAUGGAUACAUCAUCAUUCUCCGUGCGGUUGUAACAACCGAUUUUAUGACCGCCACGGUCUACCACAUGAAGCCGGAGCUCCUCGACAGGAUCUCGACCCGCAUCGUCAAUGAGGUUGACGGUGUCACUUGCGUCACGUAUAAUAUCACUAGCAAGCCUCCUGGAACGAUCGAGAUGCAGUGAUGACGGAGUCUUUGGGGGAGUGUAUUUGGCUGGAGUUAUUUUUUCUUCUUCUUUUUUCUUUUUUUGGAGUUAGUACUGGGAUUUAUACUAGAUUAUGGAGCUCUCAGACAGCUGAUGGGUUAAAAGUGAAAACAAGCACUUACGCG